This is a messenger RNA of Dicrocoelium dendriticum, 2261 nucleotides long. The record is from the annotation of a GenBank genome assembly. Lineage: Eukaryota; Metazoa; Platyhelminthes; Trematoda; Plagiorchiida; Dicrocoeliidae.
GGUUUCAUGUCUUCUGUACGACACGUGGUGUUGCAAAAAGGUGUGUCUGGAUAUGGAUUUUUAUUAAGAGAUGAACGCCCCUGUGUGGUGGACUGCGUGUUUCCUGGUUCUGCCGCGGAGCAAGCACAAAUGCACCCCGGGGAUUUGUUACUUUCAAUAAAUGGGUUCAACGUAACGGACAGGUCGCAUGAUGAAGUCUUUUCCCUAAUUUGCUCUACCACGCCGCUACUGGAGUUGUCUCUGUUAGCUUGUGAUGAACUAUCUACACGGCAUUUUCAACAUUAUUAUUCCGAUUUAUCUCAGCUUCAUUUGGCGACAUCUAAGUCACCUCUGUUCUUGUACAAUUCGGCUGUUUCUCAUCACAAGCGGUCAUUUAUAGUCAAGCGCAUUGGAAAACUAGCAUUCGAUUCACACAUGGAGAUGAAACACAGCCAACUGAUUCGAAGACUAAUCCCCUUAAAAUUGAAGGCUGACCAGGCUCUUAAAGAGGACUGUCCUUUGGAUACCUAUUGUCUCUUCGAACUUUUCUCAGAUUGUUUAAGGAUCCAUUUGACGUCGAGAUCAUUAGGAUACUGCAACAGCGAUCUCAUAUUCACUGGCACUAUUGAAGAAGACCGACGAUUUUUUUAUCUUUUGGUUCACGGUAGAUGCAGACAACCUUAUGAUGGAAGUGAUGCCGCAGCUCAGCCUAGUGCAGACUCAAGGGUCACCUUAUGCUACUUAUUUCGGUGUCUGCCUCCGAAGUUGUUGGGACAUCGCAGCCAUUCGGAUAUAACGGAGAAGUUUGGCGUUACUUGCCAUCGAGACAAGUUAACUGGAGAGUGCGCCGAAUUUCCACGAACUGUCGCUCCGCUGGUGACGGAUUUGCUAAGUAUCAUCAAUUGUGCAUCAUAUCCACGGACUAGGUUUGCAGAAACCGCCAGCCAAUGGGACUCCUCUAUCCCGUACCGUAUUGGAACAAACUAUGGAACGGAUCACGGCUUAUCGACUGAUCAACCGCCAAGGACUGCAAAUACUUCUACAACAGCAACUCCAUGUCCCAAUUUCAAGCGACCUGCCACACCUCCGCGGACAUCGUCCGCUCAUCUGCUUGGCAAGUUUGCGAAAGCUGCUAGCUACCUGAAACUCCGAUGGAAUGACAAGCGGUGCUCUUCGGUUCAGUCCCCAGUGACUCCUUAUGCUAGGAAUCCGAAAUCCAUGGCAAAAUCAACCUUGCGGCACUCGGUUGCAACCACAUCUGCAAAUCUCACUGAUACACCAACGCCAGUCUGUGUCACUCCGAUCGGCAUCCCCAAACAGCAUACUGGAAUCCGUACCAGGUCUUCUACGUCGAUUGAGUCGCAGCAUUCCACCAUCUCUACCUCCCCCUCUAGAACGGUCCCAUUGUACACGGAUUUCGAUUCGUUGCUCGCUGACCCUCUUGGGUUAAAAAAUUUCGAGGCUUUCCUGGCUUCUGAGUUCAGUGCCGAGAACAUCCACUUCUGGCGUGAAAUACGAAGAUGGCGCACCGAAUUCCCCAUGUUGAAUGUUAAAGCGGAAUGUUUACGGAUAUUCUCUCACUUCAUCGAUCCGUGUUCACCGAAUGCCGUGAAUGUUGAUGACAUUGCAGUGAAGCAAGCAACUGCCCACCUGCAAUGUCCUACCAGGGAUAUGUUUUCCGAAGCAGAGAAUCAAGUUUACCGACUGAUGAAAACAGACUCAUUUCCGCGCUUCUUGGCCUCAUCCAGAUGUUCUAUGAUGUUGUCAGCCGAUGAUCAAUAUUCACACAGAGACAGGACUCAAUCUCUUGAUGUUACGGGAAGUAAGGGAAAGAAGACCACCAGUCGCAAACCUGUCAUUUCCACACCCGCUGCACGUAUGCUCUCUCUGGACACUACAACGCUGGGAGUCGAUACACCAAUUUGCAAGACUCUGGUCCCUUUGCGCUCGAAUAACUUAAAAGGUUGCAUAAGGUCCAAUAUAUCCUCCUUCAGGAAGGACUUUCGUGCUCGCGUCCUCCACGAUCGCUCGAACUUGCAAUCCUGAUGUUAAGCUUCCUUUUCCCACCAAAAGGAACAUCAAGGAAUCGCAGCGUUCUAACUCGAAAUCGAUCAAACCUGUACUUUUCUCGAUCGCUCAUGAUUUGAUUCUUCCCAGUGAAUGUCAGUUGUUGGACACGCGAUCCUGAUCGCGAGAUCUCCAACAUAUAUCCGACUCGGUGACAGAAUUUCGUUAAAAAUUCACGAACCCUAUUCUUAUAUUCUUUGUCUAUAUUGCCCAUC